AUGAAAAUAUCUUUUUCGAGAAAGUUGUGCAUAUUUUCGUUCGUUUUCAUUCAGACUUGAAUUCCUAUCUCGUUGUUUUCGUCGAGCGUGAUUUUUGAGUUUACUGUUCGACAACGCAGCGAAGAACCAAACGGGAGAGAGAAAAAAAGCCACACAGCGAAUACAUGGUAGCAAUUAAUUGGCGUUAACCAUUUUUCAUAUAAACAUAUAUUGAUGAAUACAUAACAAUGAAUGAGAGUUUAAUUAACUUCGAUUUGGCUGAAAGAGAAUUCCAAAAAUGCGCUUCGAUUUUUUGGGGGUUUUGGAUUUUCGCGGACGAUCAAACUGUUUAAUUUCAACUGAAAGUAAAAUUAAAUGCAAUUUUUCCGCGAAAUAAACGCAAAAAAUUGAUAUUAACACAAAAAAAAACUGCCGACAAAACGCGCAACCAGACUAUACAAAAAUGGAUUGUGAAUCGGACGAAUCGGAACGGUGGGAGGACUUUUUUGGAAGCUCAAUCGAUAUAUCAAGAUCGGUGGUUGCGUAUUAUGAUCGUCUUAGCUCGUCCGCCAUCAAUCACACAAGUUCAUUUAACAGUUUAUCACACAGCAAAUCUUCCCUUCUUAUCGAUACAAACACAAACUACGACAAUAAUUCAUUGCUUGAUUUCGAACGAUUUCCGCGAACGAAAGAUGCAAAUUUAGAUGAAUGUGGAAAGCAAUUAAAAUCAGCACCACCACCAUUGCCACAAUUACCACCGCCAUCGAUUCAUCGACGUCAUCGUAAUUUUCGUGCACUCUCAGCAAAUGUACAACGUCUCAUAUCGCAUUCAAAUACAUCGUUACAUCCAGACGAUAUGAACGAAAAUUAUUCAACAACUGGUGACGAUCCAAAUUUAAAUUGUGUGAGAAAACGUUUUUUAUCCUCACAAAUCAACUUAUCAACACCGAAUGGAUGCAAAUUCAGGCAUCCGCUAUCAAAGAAUACAUGCAAAUUGACACAAUCUGGAAAUGACUUGGUUAUCGACGGUGAUUCAGACGGUGGUUAUGUUACACCGCCGGAAAUUCCCUACGCAAAUCUAAACGAUGACAAUCUAUACGAUCUUGUUAAUUCGAAUGUUAGCAAUGACGAUGAAUCCGAAGAUGUUGUCGACAAAACGCCAAUCAACGAAUGUGGUCAAUUUGAUUUUGCCACACCAACAACCAUUGAAGAUCACAUCAAUUGCAAUACAGACGAUGUAUACGAUGAAGUCGAAAAAAUUGAAGAGCCUAAAUCCGACUGGGAAUCAAAUGCAAAUAGGAAUGGAAACAAUGAUGAUGACGAUGAUGACAGUGGCUCUGUUGCCGCAUUGUUUUCCUUAAAAAAUACAAGUUUCAUACAUUCAUUUGCCCAUAAAAAUGAACAGAUGGCGAUUGGCAAUGAUUCAACGUCACUAAGUGAUAGUGCACAAAAUUCACCGACACUUUCACAAAAAUCGAACAGCAGUGACAACAGCGAUACCAAGUCGAAAAAAAGUCAAUUAUUUGCAAUUAAAGAAAAAAAUGAUCAAGUCACUGAACAGAGUACAAAAAACCAUUCACCAAUAAAUAAUUCCUCAAUGGAUAAUGAUAUAUUGCUGCCGGUUAUAAAUGCGGAAAAUGGUGUUGAUGAUACAAUGCCAUCGUUGAAUGAAUCGAUACCAACAACAACAUCACCGACGACAACGACAACAACAACAGCCAUAGCAGAAUCAACGGUAACAACAAACUCGACGACGGCGACAGCGACAGCGACGACGACCACUGCAGCGACCAAGGCAUCAACAACCAAUAACAAAGAGAACGGUCAACUAAAGAUUGAUCUAAAACGCACGAAAAUUCGUCCAUUGUCAUCGGUUUCGAUUAGUUCGACAAGUUCAUCAUCAAGCUCAGCGUCCGAUGAGCAUUCGACAAAUCAAAAUGCCAUUUCCUACUUGGCAAGCGUUGAAAGUUUAGCCGAUCAUAGCGAAAAUGAACUGGCCAUUAUCAGUCCCAGCUUGACUGUAACCGAACGUGCUUGUUUAGAAAUUAUCGACUCCGAACGCAGCUAUGUCGAUGAUUUGGGUCAAGUUAUCAAAGGCUACUUGAAUGACUGGCAAGAGCGAGGCCAUCUCGAAGCGCAUGAGCUGAACACAUUGUUUGGAAAUAUUCAGGAAGUGUACGACUUCAGUGUGAUAUUACUGAGUGAAUUGGAGCAAUCCGGUGAGCCAAUCAAAAUAGCAAAAUGUUUCAUCAAACUACAAGACAAAUUCGAUGCAUAUACACAAUACUG
Contarinia nasturtii (swede midge) is the source of this 2268-nucleotide messenger RNA. Its product is annotated as myosin-M heavy chain-like. Lineage: Eukaryota; Metazoa; Arthropoda; Insecta; Diptera; Cecidomyiidae. The annotation marks the transcript as partial. The record is from RefSeq and is a predicted model, not a curated record. The transcript is spliced from 5 exons. Gene Ontology annotation, molecular function: guanyl-nucleotide exchange factor activity.